CUUUGACCCACAUCUUGAAAAUCACUAAAAGUUUUUAUUUUUAAGAAAAUUACAAUGUUACACCUGACUGCGAUAAUGAACAAUCAAUUAAUGAUGUUGAAUAGAUAUAAGGGAGUAUCAAAUUCGAUUUUCCAAAAGCUGAGAAGUUUAGACAAUUGUUUUAAUCGAAAAUUCACUUCAAAUGUUCUAAAAAACUGUAAUUUUCAAACAAAUGCAAAACUAUUCAGAACAUGGGAAACAACUAUAUACAGUAGCUGCAUACAUUAUGGACAAACUAGGACUCUAACCUCAUUCUCAGGAACUGGUUUAUGUGGAUUAAAUAUUUCAAAAGUAUCCCAUCGGAACACUUCUCUUCAAAAAAGCAGUCCAUAUGUUGUGCCAUUGAGACAUAAAUCAGGUGCAAGAAAACGAAGCAAGCUUUCAAAGAGUGAAGAUUCAGACUCGGAUGUUGAAGACAAUACAGAUGAUGAUGAUGGGGAUGAAAGUGAUGUUGAUGAUGAUGUUCCUAAGGGAUACAGAGAUAUAACAGCUCAUGUUAAGUCUUUAAGAAUUGAUUCAGUUCUUGCUGCUGGACUGAACAUCUCCAAAAGCAAAAUUGAUGACUUUUUCCUCCAGAGUAAACUAAGACUGAACAAUGAAAAAGUUUUAAAAAAGGCUAGAAAGGUUUCAGAGGGAGAUGAACUUGACUUAAUACAUGAAUACAAAGAUGAUGUGAUGAAAGUAAAACGAGUGUAUAUUAAAAAAAUAUUGCCAGAAAAAACUGGAGGAGACAGAUUUGUUGUUAAGUUAAGAACUUGGAGAACUCCCAUAGAAACGGAAAACAUUGAUUAAUGAACAAUGAACAGAGUUUGUAUUUACUAUGGAAGUAGGAUAUAUUUAUUGAAACAAAACUUUAAACACAUUGCUUUGUGGUGUUGACUUGUACAGAUCUAGAUGGUAACAUAUUCAGAACAGCAUGUUUAGGCAUCAAUGGAGAAGCUAGCCUUCAAGCAACCAACCUCGCCUCCAUCAGCCUCCUUCAUUCUUGCUUCAACCUCAAUAUCUCCCUG
This is a messenger RNA of Owenia fusiformis, 1049 nucleotides long. NCBI's taxonomy places the organism in Eukaryota, Metazoa, Annelida, Polychaeta, Sabellida, Oweniidae. The record is from the annotation of a GenBank genome assembly.